ACAGUGCAAGAGAUUCUCAUAAAUGAAACCAGAAAGUGACAUUUAAGCUCGUACCGUGCAUUGCCCGAGGCCUAUUUUAUGUCCUCUGUGCGUUUUCUACAUGUACAUGGCAUGCAUGCAUGUUUUCCUUCCUCCAUGGACGUACAUGUACAUAGUAUACGAUUACGAUUAUAAAAACCGGUCUCGGUCUUCUCCGUCACGGUCCUUGCUCUUGCACACUCAAUGUCUCUAUGAAAUGAAGAGAUGAACGGCACUGUCAAAGAUCGUCCAUUAGACUCAGCAUACAUCGAUCCCUACUACCUCAAGAAUGACUCCAGUGGGUUUAAAAGGUUCCACUUCUCUGAGGUGCCUCAUUAUCUGCAAGGAAAUCCAUUUAUUCAUCGUGGAUACUUCUCCCAGUUGUCCUAUAAAAAAUGUAUCCAAAGCACCUUUCUGUGGUCCAACGAGACUGUGAAUGUGUGGAGUCACCUUAUCGGAUUCCUGAUCUUCUUGGCUCUGAUGAUAUACGAUAACCUCGUUACCAUCCCAAAGUUGAAUGGAGUGUUGAAUGACCACCUGAUAUACACUCUCUACCUGUCGUGUUUCCAGGUUUGUAUGCUGUGCUCAGCCGGAUUCCACCUGUUCCGUGUUCACUCCGAGGAGGUGUCCAAGCGUUGGCUCAGUCUGGACUUGGCUGGCAUCUCUGUUGGCAUGCUGGGAUGUUACCUCCCUUCUGUCUACUAUGGGUUCUUGUGCUUUCCGUUCUGGAAGAACAUCCACAUGGUGAUCGUGAUGCUCCUUCUGAUCAUGACGCUGAUCGUACAGCUGCACCGUCGAUUCCUGACGUCCGCGUGGGCCACCAGACGGCUCCUACUGUUCGUCGUGUCUGUCGCCUACGGCGUCGGGCCGAGUGUACACUGGAUAUUUCUCUACGGAGGCUUCAAGGAAGAAAUAGUUCUGGUUUUUAUUCCUAAACUGGUCCUGAUGUACUCCUUAGCAAUCCUAGCCCUGUUUUUUUAUGCCAGCCAAUUUCCAGAACGUUGCUUCCCAGGUAAAGUAGACUACAUCGGCUCCAGUCAUCAAUGGUGGCAUAUCAUCAUUGUCACUGUGUUUCUCUGGUGGCAUCAAGUUGGAAUAGAUCUAGCCGAAUACAGGACCAACUAUCCAUGCCCCAGCGAUAACAGGGAUCCGUCUUCUUCAUAGCCUAAACCCUGUGAUAUCCCCAGUUGAUAGUAACUCCUCCCCCAAUUUCCCUGCCACUGCAUCCCUACCGUUUCCCAAGUUGGAACAAAAUCAGUGAAACACUAAGAAGUCGUUAUGUCGUUCAUUUUGUUUUGAAAAUGGCCUUGAUUGUACAUUCGCACAGUUCCUUCUCUCAUUCCUAUUUGACUUACGGAUAUAACCCUUGGGUGCCGCAGAGCAAACUGUGUUUCACGGUACCCAAGUCUAAGGGUAGCCCGAGUGUCGCCCUUUCUGCUCUGCCAUGUGCUCCAUGCAAGAGAGCAUCUGUUACAUAGAUUCAGUCCAAGCUACGUAUCCCAAAGCUACUUCCCGACCCCUAUGACAACGUACGCAUACAUCGCCACCCCAACUUCAGUUGUAAUUGCAAUUUUAAUUAGUCAGAUAUGCAUUUUAUGGUAAUUUACCACGCACUAAGUAACUGUUCAUUUUGAAACAUCUUGCCAAAGAGUUUUGUUGCCUCAUUUGUUUCUCGGAGUAAAUUAGGAUUUACAACAUUUUUGUGAGAUUACUUCCUGCGGCACAUGACAUUAAAAAACUACUGCGUUGUACACCCCAUUUGAGUGCCCAUAUAAAUGACUGACAAUGACUUUAAAGGCCUACCCUCAUCAUAAGGCCAAAUGCACAGUGCUAAUAUCUACUGGAAGCAAUAUUUUCUUGCCAAAGAUUUUGCACCUUUAUUUAAGUUUAAGAUUGAACUGUCAGGUUUGUUAACAAGUGCUGGAUUUUUUUUAAACCUGUAUAAAGAUGUUGCUUACAUUUGUCCCUGAGUAGCAAUUUGGUCAAAAAAUUAACCAUCAGGACAAGUAUCGAUGUCUCUAUUUUAAACAGAAUGCUGUAUACUGACUUCUCAUCAAGUUCUUAUCAAGAUCGGUCCAAAAUGCUUUUCUGCAGCUGGCCGUGAAACCUCCACAGGGAGUUGAUUUUACUUCUUUCAUGGAUGCAUGCGAUGGCAGUUGUUGAGUGUUUUGAAAACAGCCUAAGAGAGCCGCUAAAGAAAAUUGGCAAAUGCAAAGGUUAGCACCGUGUUGAGGUACAUGUAUAUCGGGACAGUUUCAAACCAGGAGUUUAAAUGCGAGUUGUUUGCCAAGUCAUUCUUCAGAGUGAUUUAAUAACUGUUCGAAAUUUGAAGAAAAAUCUAUGAGAAUCCUCUAGCUAAACCCAAAUUAUGAUUUUGAUACCAUGGAAUACCGGUAUAUUAUUUUAUUGACUUCAAUAUUUAGAAGCAAAUGAAUAUCAGUCCUGUGGAAUUUGUAAGCUCACUGUUCUGUUUGAUUUUUAUUUUAUUUUUAAUGCAUAUCGAUGCAUGUAAAUAUUAUCGUCGGUUUAAAAUGUUUAAAAUUGCUGUGAUUGUAAGCAAAUAUUUGAACGAAUGCACAUCAUGCAGAUGUUCCAAUAAAGAAUGUCUUAUACAUAUAUAGAAAGAUUGUUGUUUUGCCAGAAAGUUCCAGCAUUUCAGUCUGUAGAAUAUGUGACAGUUGGGAUGACGGUAUGUUGAAUUUUUCUGUGGAUUUUCAUCCAGUGGUUGGUUAAUAGCACCCUCAAGUUGGGUACGUUGUAAACAUGAAUCACCUACACACGUAGGACUCUGCUUAACUUUGGAUGGUUGAUUUUCGUGCCUAGCCCAUGCAAUUCUGCCGAGAGUUUUAAUGUGAUCUUUUGUGUUUACCUGGUAUAAUAAUAUAAAUCAUACAUAAAGUAGAAAUAAAAAACACUACAAAUUCUAAAGAGAUUUGAGAUGAUUUUCCACGAAUGUGGACAGGUAGACAUCUUACCAGGAUGGGACACCAUCGGAGAUGAGGCAAUGUGGAGACUGGCUUUGGGCUUAUUUGAAAUGAUGUUGGGGGCCAAAAAAAAUAAUUUAAAACCUAACAUACGGUCCCAAAAUCCUAGUAUAGCCUUUAUUUCGUAAUAUUAUGUUUU
Acanthaster planci (crown-of-thorns starfish) is the source of this 3141-nucleotide messenger RNA. Its product is annotated as progestin and adipoQ receptor family member 3-like. Gene Ontology annotation, molecular function: signaling receptor activity. The record is from RefSeq and is a predicted model, not a curated record. Gene Ontology annotation, cellular component: membrane. Lineage: Eukaryota; Metazoa; Echinodermata; Asteroidea; Valvatida; Acanthasteridae.